AUGCAAGAUCAACUAUUUGACUUACACGAUACUACUUUAUGUUGUAUGGUUUUGAAAAGACCCGUUCUUGUUGUAUCCAAGCAUAUUGACGCCUCCUUAAGUAGGCUACGAAAUGUUUUGCAUACUUUGGAUCAAACAAUUGAUAAUGGGGGGACAGAUGAAAAGCGCAAAAGUGGGAUUGAAGUAAUCAAGCUCUUUGAUAUUGAAAACCAGAAAAGUUUUGCUAAUUCUAUCAGGAAAAAUAAGUACCCCUUAAUCGUAGUUAUGAGAGAAGAAGAUAAAUUAGAACACAAGCUACAAAUACAGUUUCUACUUCGGUAUUAUCAUGAUAUUGAACGAGGAUCAAGAAUGAGUUGGCCUGACAAGGAUUUACAUGUGAUAAAGGAAAAAGUAAAUCAUAUAUCGAUACAUACAGAGGUACAAACUUACGUUUAUGAUUUGAUAGUUCAGUUGAGGUAUUCAAGAUUUAUUAAAGGGGGUAUACCUACCCCCUUUUUGUUCGAGCUGAUCGAACUAGUAAAGUUUUGGGCUUACGUUCAAGACAAAACAUUUGUUACUCCAUUGAUGGUCAAAGAAUGUUUCAGGAAGGCUCUACCGCAUCGACUGACGUUACUCGAGGCCGAAGAGGAACCAACCCUGCUAUACGGAUCCAAUCCGGUCUUGGUCAAUCAGCUGGUCCACGCCAUAGAUGUUUUUGAUGUUCUGGAUAUUGAACUGUCUAAAGUUCGACCACCGAUAUAA
Molecule: messenger RNA, 741 nt
Organism: Pichia kudriavzevii
Lineage: Eukaryota; Fungi; Ascomycota; Pichiomycetes; Pichiales; Pichiaceae
Exons: 1
Coding region: 1-741 (246 amino acids)
Source: RefSeq, a predicted model, not a curated record